Molecule: messenger RNA, 1711 nt
Organism: Lindgomyces ingoldianus
Lineage: Eukaryota; Fungi; Ascomycota; Dothideomycetes; Pleosporales; Lindgomycetaceae
Exons: 1
Coding region: 128-1567 (479 amino acids)
Source: RefSeq, a predicted model, not a curated record
GUUCAAGAAGCCCAAGAGCACUGCCUCCCUUGGCCGCAUUAACAUCUCUUCUGUUCGCUGUGCAAUGGCACAUCCUAGGCUGCUUCUCCGUCAGCAUCUACAGUAUCGCUGGCAUUGAUUCGAAAUCAUGGCGUCAUAUUUCGACCCUCAGUCCUCCUCUAAGUUGGCCGCCGAGGUGGUUGUCAAGUCUCCAGUACAGGUAGAUGGCUUAAGUCCGGAGGAUGCAGAUACAGACGCAGAAAAUAGAAACAAGUUCUUGACUCCGCAGGUGUCUAGGAUUUUAGAGAAUCUGGACGAGCGGUCGAGUAGUGAUGGCGAAUUGAGCGCUUCUCACGACAGCGAAUCUUCUCAAGAAGAGCGUAUAAAGAAAGAGGGAGAAAACAACACUGAAGGCUCCUCAUCUCUACGAAUCCAGUUAUCGGCAAUUCCGGAAAAUAUACCAACGAAGGGUUUGGUGCAACCACCACGAAGCCCUGGCGCUGGACUUCAUAGUCGCAGAGAGAAGCAUCCACAUCUCGCACGGUUCCAUUCUCUGAGGAGUAUGCUGUUCGCAUCGCGCAUUGAGGACGCGCAUGCCCAAUGCAAGGAGGCGAAGGCCAAAGAGGAGGCGGAAGCAAAAUGGAAAGCGGAAUAUCAACAGCGGAAAGCUUUCAACAGACCCAGGACGCCGGGUUCACCGAACAAGUCCCCAACACAUGACGGGUUUUCUCACAAGCUAGGGAAUAAAUUGAGGAGGAUGACAUCGAAAGAAGGUUUUCCUAGCAAAGAUACUAAAGGAGAAGAGUCAACUGCGAGCUCGGAUGUGUCCGAUGAAUGCGACAUCCCCUACGAGUUUCCGAGAACAGAAAAGGACGGUACCGCCCCCCAGGUGGAAAGUCUAGGGAAUUCGGACGUGGAGGAUUUGGUGAGGUGGGUUAGUAGGAGAGACCCACCGAGCGACGGAGAAGUUAGGGAAAACGUCAAAGCAGCACGAGAUAUUGACAGCGGACGUGAAAGUCUGGGGCACUCAGAUAUCGAGGAGCUAGUACGGUGGGUCAGCCGGAAGGACGAGGCAGAUGUCGAGUCCACACUUGACAACAUCGGCGAAGAUGCAUCAACGGGCUCAGAGUCGGAAGGAAAUUCUCCGGGGCAAGAUUCUUUGGCGCAUGCUGAUAUUGAUGGGCUUGUGCAGUGGGUUAGCCGCAAGGAAGGACCAAAUGUAGGACCCGUUUGGAAAAAAAAACCGAGCCACAUCUUAGGUGAUCUCGGGUCCGAGAUUGAGAGUAGUGACGAGUUGGUGCGAUGGGCCACUCACAAAGACGACACCAGUGGCAAAUCGGCGCAUAGCGAUGCAAGCGGUAUCUCGACGAUUUCGGAUUUGGGAGAUGAGUUUGCAAAAGGGCGUGGGAGUCUGGCACAGAGAGAUGUUGAUGAUCUCGUGAGGUGGAUCCGUCGAAAGGAUGGGAAGAAGAGUGAUUUGAAAGGAGGAGAUGAUAAGAUGCCUUCUGGUGGAGAUGAGGAGGGGGGAGGAAUGAGAACAGACCAGGGGAUUUUGGCGCCUGGCGAUGGGGGUGAGCAUAUUCGCUAGCUUAGCAAGAAGUAGAACUUCUUCGACACCAUAAACGAUAGGGGUAAUCGGUGAAAGUUCUAGAGGGAAGACAUUUCCUGGAGCUGAAAUGGAUAGGAUGGUAGCACAAAAGUUUUUGUAUUAUAUCUAUAUGUUAGAAACAGA